This is a messenger RNA of Carya illinoinensis, 2250 nucleotides long. Its product is annotated as acetolactate synthase 2, chloroplastic. The record is from RefSeq and is a predicted model, not a curated record. Gene Ontology annotation, molecular function: acetolactate synthase activity; thiamine pyrophosphate binding; flavin adenine dinucleotide binding. The transcript has a single exon. NCBI's taxonomy places the organism in Eukaryota, Viridiplantae, Streptophyta, Magnoliopsida, Fagales, Juglandaceae. Gene Ontology annotation, biological process: L-valine biosynthetic process. Gene Ontology annotation, cellular component: acetolactate synthase complex. Bases 81 to 2066 code for a protein of 661 amino acids.
UUCGCCGCCGCUCCUCUUCUUCUUCUUAUAGUUCUGAUUUCAGACGUCUCCUUAUCUCUCAUACUCUGGUUCUACCCCUAAUGUCUUCGAUGGCUGCCGCUGCUGCACCCACCACCUUCCCUAAACCCUCUCCUUUAUCUUCCAAAUCCCUAAUUUCAAGAUUUUCCAUUCCCUUCUCUCACCACGUUCUCCACAACCGCUCCACACCCCGCCAGUCCCCGAUCUCCCUUCAUGUCUCCAACUCCCUCCCCAACCCCACCGUUGCAUUCACCACUGACAUCCAGGAAACAACGUCCACCACCCCACAAUCUUUCGUCUCCCGAUUUGCUCCCGACGCGCCGCGUAAAGGCGCUGAUGUCCUCGUCGAGGCCCUCGAGCGCCUUGGUGUGAACACCGUCUUCGCCUAUCCUGGCGGCGCCUCCAUGGAAAUUCACCAGGCUCUGACGCGCUCCUCUAUCAUCCGCAACGUCCUUCCCCGCCACGAGCAAGGCGGAGUUUUUGCAGCGGAGGGCUACGCUCGCUCCUCUGGCCUCCCUGGGGUGUGCAUUGCCACCUCCGGCCCAGGCGCCACCAACCUUGUCAGCGGCCUCGCUGAUGCCUUGCUCGAUAGCGUCCCACUUGUUGCCAUCACCGGCCAGGUUCCUCGCCGAAUGAUCGGUACGGACGCGUUCCAAGAAACCCCGAUUGUGGAGGUAACUCGCUCUAUCACCAAGCAUAAUUAUCUUGUUCUCGAUGUUGAAGACAUUCCUAGGAUUGUUAGCGAAGCCUAUUACUUGGCCACGUCGGGUCGCCCAGGUCCGGUUCUGAUUGAUAUACCGAAAGACAUUCAGCAGCAGUUGGUGGUUCCGAAUUGGAAUCAACCCAUUGGGUUGGCUGGUUACACUUCCAGGUUGCCAAAGGCGCCGAGCGAAGUGCAUUUGGACCAGAUUGUGAGGUUGGUGUCUGAGUCGAGGAAACCGGUGCUGUAUGUUGGUGGUGGGUGCUUGAAUUCGAGUGAGGAGUUGAGGCGCUUUGUUGAGUUGACUGGGAUCCCAGUGGCGAGUACUUUGAUGGGUCUUGGGGCAUUCCCAUUAUCAGACGAGUUAUCGCUUCAGAUGCUGGGGAUGCACGGCACUGUGUAUGCCAAUUAUGCUGUGGAUAAGUCUGACUUGUUGCUUGCCUUCGGGGUUAGGUUUGAUGACCGUGUGACGGGGAAGCUCGAGGCUUUUGCAAGCCGAGCUAAGAUUGUUCAUAUUGACAUUGAUCCAGCCGAGAUUGGGAAGAAUAAGCAGCCCCAUGUGUCCAUCUGUUCUGAUCUGAGGUUGGCAUUGGCGGGAAUGAACCGGAUAUUGGAGGGGAAACGUAAUAAGCUCAAUCUUGAUUUUUCGGCUUGGAGGGAGGAGUUGAAAGAGCAGAAAGUGAAAUAUCCAUUGAGUUUUAAGACUUUUGGGGAGGCUAUUCCUCCUCAAUAUGCGAUUCAGGUACUUGAUGAGUUAACUGAUGGGAAUGCAAUUAUAAGCACCGGUGUUGGACAGCAUCAGAUGUGGGCUGCUCAGUUUUACAACUAUAAGGAGCCGCGCCAUUGGUUGACUUCUGGGGGAUUGGGGGCAAUGGGUUUUGGACUUCCUGCUGCCAUUGGAGCAGCAGUUGCGAACCCAGAUGCUGUUGUUGUAGAUAUUGAUGGUGAUGGAAGUUUUAUCAUGAAUGUCCAAGAGUUGGCAACUAUCCGGGUGGAAAAUCUUCCGGUUAAGAUAAUGCUGCUGAAUAACCAGCAUCUGGGUAUGGUGAUGCAAUGGGAGGACAGGUUCUACAAGGCUAACAGGGCUCACACUUAUCUCGGAGACCCAUCUCGGGAGUCGGAGAUUUUUCCGAAUAUGUUGAAGUUUGCAGAAGCUUGUGAUAUACCUGCUGCCCGCGUCACAAAGAAGGGAGAUCUAAGAGCAGCAAUUCAGAAGAUGCUGGACACUCCUGGACCGUAUUUACUGGAUGUAAUUGUACCACAUCAAGAACAUGUGCUUCCUAUGAUUCCGAGUGGUGGGGCUUUCAAAGAUGUGAUCGUUGAGGGUGAUGGGAGGUCUUCUUACUGAUUUCGUGGCCAUUAUAUCUGCUUUUUAUGCUUUUGUAUGUAUGUUUUGAGUCGGCUCAUGCUUAAAGUAAGUUAGUUCUUGAGUUAGUAGCUGUGAUGUCUUUUCCUCGGACAAAUUCCAUCAGUCAACCUUUCUCCCGUUUUAAUUAUUCCCGGUUUGGAUAUAUGAAGUAUGUUUUAUGUCA